Hibiscus syriacus is the source of this 3507-nucleotide messenger RNA. Its product is annotated as ubiquitin carboxyl-terminal hydrolase 15-like. Gene Ontology annotation, cellular component: nucleus; cytosol. Gene Ontology annotation, biological process: protein deubiquitination. The record is from RefSeq and is a predicted model, not a curated record. Gene Ontology annotation, molecular function: cysteine-type deubiquitinase activity; cysteine-type endopeptidase activity. The coding region runs from base 384 to 3359 and encodes 991 amino acids. NCBI's taxonomy places the organism in Eukaryota, Viridiplantae, Streptophyta, Magnoliopsida, Malvales, Malvaceae. The transcript is spliced from 14 exons.
UUUUUUUUCCUCCAAAAUCUUAAAAACUGGAAAAAAGAAAAUAACGUGAAUGCAAAAGAAAGUAACAGAGAGAAAAUGUUGUCUUUAGACUUACCAUCUGAGGAAUCAAAGAAUCUUUUUUCAAGGAAAGUAAAACAAAAACCCAAGUUUUGAAGAGAGAAGAAAGGAAAAAAAAACUGUUUAUUGGGUGUUUUUUUGCUUUGGGAUUUAGAUUUGGUCUUCUACUUGCAUGAAAGAGAGUGUUAAGGGGAAGAGAAUGAUUUUCAAUUCGUCAUUUGUUACUGGUGUGGAAGUUGAUUUCAAUGGGCGUAUGUAGCUUUUGAAGAAUAUAUUCUGGAUGGCAAAUCUGAGAUCAAAUUGGUCAUGAGAAUGCUUGUUGGAACAUGCUUGAGCCAAGAGAAGCUGAUAUACCCGCAUUGUUUCUGGUCUUGGUGGUGCUUCCUCUGGUUGCUUAUUUCUUGCUUGGGAAAUGGAGUGAGGUUUCAAAGAAACGAGAUAAGAUUAGCGUACUUGCGUAUCUUGCCGCUGAAGAAGCUCUUAUAGCAGAAAGAAUGGCUGCUGCCAGUGUUAUUCCAGUUGCUCCUAUUUCGAAGAAGGGAUUGCAUGUGUGUGCUAGGUGUUUUGGUCCAGCUACAACUCGCUGCUCGAGAUGCAAGGCAGUCAGAUAUUGUUCUGGGAAGUGCCAGAUUAUUCAUUGGAGGCAAGUUCAUAAGGAAGAAUGCCUGCAGUUGGAGAGUGAAAGCUCAAGCUCAAGCUCAUUUCCUAGUGUUGCCUCAUUUGAAGAAUCUGCGCUACUCAGUGACAACAUGAAUUCACAGUUCUCUGAGUACAUUAAUAAGCAGUUUGCCAAGGAAAAUGCAGAUAACAUAAAUCAUUGUCCCAUAACCACUGGUUUAUUUGAUAACGGGGAUUGUUCUACUACCUACACCUCUCAAGUCUGUGCACCAGAGAAACGUACAGACAAAAGAAUUUCUCGUCAUUCCAAUGGAGAAAUACUAAGAAGAGAGGAUGCAGAUGUAUUUGAUUCUUGUGAUGAGACCUCGAGGACUAGAGCAACUAGUUCGACACCAAAUAAUAUUUCUUCAAAAGAAGCUCAUAGAAGGCAUAAGUCGAGAACUAGUGGCUUUGUUGUAUCCGAAGAUGGAAUCUUAAAACAGCAAAAUGCCAAUGGCUCUAACAUGCAUAUUCAUGGACAAAAUGCAAGUACUGACAUGCAAGAGAGCCAUAAACAUCAAAGCCAACAAGGCAAUAUUCCCGAAUCCAGAAGCAGUUAUGAAAUUUCUGGCCCACCAUAUUCUGUAAAAGGUGGGACAAGCGCACAUGAAGCUGAAAAUGCCUUUGUCUGGAGUUCAGAGAAUAUAGUCAACGGGGAAAAUGCUUUCAGUGGUAAAUCAGUAGAAUUAGAUUGUUCUGGGGUUGCAUUAGCAAAAGAAUGCACGAAAGUUAGAAGUUCAUUGCAGUCUGUAGGACCCAAAAUAUCUAAGUCACCUAAAUCAACAGUGAAAGUGUCUGGGGAACGAUUGCACCAUGAAAUGGAGAGAAAAGGACAAAUUCCUGAUCAAUUAAGUAACAUUCUGGCACCAGGAAUCAAUGGAGCUGCCAGCAUAGGAGUUAUGGGGAUGAUGAGUUUACGGAAGUCAUCUAAGCUUGCCAGGCAGGAUUUUGCUGCAUGCUAUGGUGAUAGACAUAAGAAGAUAAAGAUGCUGUUUCCUUACGAAGAAUUUGUAAAUUUCUUCCAGUGUGAAGUCUUCGACUUAUCGCCAAGGGGCCUUCUAAAUUGUGGAAACAGCUGCUAUGCUAAUGCUGUUAUGCAGUGUUUAACCUUCACGAAGCCUCUCAGCAUCUAUUUGCUUCAUGGAUAUCAUUCAAGAACCUGUUACGGGAAAGAUUGGUGUCUUAUGUGUGAGCUUGAGCAACAUGUUAUGCUGUUAAGAGAUGGUGGAGGCCCCUUGUCACUUAGUAGGAUCCUUUUGCACAUCCGAAGUACUAAUGGGCAGAUGGGUGAUGGAAGUCAGGAAGAUGCACACGAGUUCUUGAGACUCUUGGUUGCUUCAAUGCAAUCUAUAUGCUUGGAGAGGCUAGGCGGGGAACAAAAGGUCGACCCCAGGCUGCAGGAAACGACAUUUAUACAGCAUACUUUUGGAGGGCGUCUUAGGUCAAAGGUGAAGUGUCUAAGAUGUUCUCACGAGUCAGAAAGAUAUGAAAGCAUUAUGGACCUUACUUUGGAGAUAUACGGUUGGGUUGAGUCACUGGAAGAUGCAUUAACUCAGUUUACAACACCUGAAGAUUUGGAUGGAGAGAACAUGUACAGAUGUGGAAGGUGUGCUAGUUAUGCUCGAGCUAGGAAGCAAUUGCGCAUACACGAGGCUCCUAACAUUCUGACAAUUGUCUUAAAGAGGUUUCAGGAGGGAAAAUAUGGGAAAAUAAACAAGUGUAUUACUUUUCCUGACAUGCUGGAUAUGGUUCCUUUCAUGACUGGAACGAGUGACAUCCCUCCACUUUACACGCUUUAUGCUGUCGUGGUGCAUUUGGAUACACUCAAUGCAUCUUUUUCUGGACACUAUGUGUCAUACGUAAAAGAUUUGCGAGGCAGCUGGUUCAGGAUAGAUGAUACUGAGGUACAUCCAGUCUCAAUGAGCCAAGUGAUGUCUGAGGAUGCAUACAUCUUAUUUUACAUGAGGUCAUACCCUCGCCCUCAAAGAGCAAUCGCUGAAAAGAUCAAGCAAGCUCCUGCUAGGCUCAUCGCUUCGAAAAUGGAGAAGCCGUCACGGUCAUCACAAAGCAAAUCGAGCAGCCACUCUGUUGGCCACAAGCUUUACCCAGAUUCCAGGCCUGAAAUCGCUUCAGGCUGUAUCAACCGCAACUCUAAUGGCAUUCUCAGGCAGAAUGCAAAUAGUAACAUUCAUCGAGUGGUAGAGAUGUAUGCUGAGCGAACCAAUUUGAAGUUCUCUGAUGCUACGUCUAGCGAUUGGUCCCUUUUCACAAGCUCAGACGAGGCUUCUUUUACGACAGAUAGUGCUCGAGACUCUUUCAGUACUGCUGACCAUACCGAUGCAAGCAAUGGAGAUCCAUUCUCAAUCUUCAAUAACUUGUACACUCCAGACUCAUCCUCUUGCGACACAGUUUCGUGCAGAAUGUUUUCAACUAGUAGACCCCAUACGAGGUAUGUCAUAGAGGAGAAGGGCUAUGUUCUGGAUUCCUACUCGGCCCAACUAAUGAACCGAGAUCAAGAGAACUUCAAACAGGUAUGUGAUUCUUUGACAGAUUUUUCUUUAGAUACUGACCAUGAUAUGUUUGUAAAACAUGGGAGUAACCCGGAAAGUACUUUUGAUAGAACUUAUGCCCAUUGUGAAUGGUAGUUCAUGGAAUAUCCAAGUGAUUAAAAUAGUGACUUAGCCAAGUUAAAGGUGUCGCCUCAAUUUUUGUUUUUCAAUGGCUUUGUUGAUUGAGGCAUGUAGAUCAUAUGAAAGAAACCCAAAUGAAAGUAUUAUUUCAUAUUUUCUGAAA